Messenger RNA from Clonostachys rhizophaga, 624 nucleotides. The record is from the annotation of a GenBank genome assembly. NCBI's taxonomy places the organism in Eukaryota, Fungi, Ascomycota, Sordariomycetes, Hypocreales, Bionectriaceae.
AUGGAGUAUUUGGAAAAUGGAGAUUUAGGGAAAUUUCUUACACGGGCGUUUCCAGAGACAGAGGUGAAGCUUAUUACGACUCAGCUGCUGGAGGGCUUAUCAUAUAUGCACGAAAACGGGUUUAUUCAUGGAGAUCUCAAGCCUGGUAAUAUCUUAGUAUCAGAACAAGGACCAUGCUGGUGGGUCAAAUUAAGCGAUUUUGGUAUAUCGCGGAAGGCCGAGGAGAUCUCAACCAACUUCCGCACCAUCGUCGGAACCAGGAGUUACCUGGCUCCAGAAAUACUUGGCAUAUUCAGCCCUGAUGAUAACGACUCAGACGGCAAAGAUGACGAAGAUGACGACCGAAGCGAAAAGGAGGAAACCUACACCGCCGCCGUCGACCUGUGGGCGCUGGGUGCCAUUAUCUACCAACUGCUCACCAACCAGGGAGCUUUCAGCAAGCCUCGGAGACUGUGGAACUAUGUGCUCCGGAAAGCGCCGUUUCCAAGUCGACUGCUGAGCGAGGCUGGGAUAAGCAAGGAGUGCUCGAGUUUCUUGGAACAAUUAAUGGCCCCUGCUCCGGGGAAUCGGCCAUCUGCGAGCCAGGCUACGCUGCACGCCUGGUUGUUGAAGGUGGACGAGUAA